This is a messenger RNA of Seriola dumerili (greater amberjack), 8332 nucleotides long. RefSeq names its product homeodomain-interacting protein kinase 3-like (gene hipk3a). The record is from RefSeq and is a predicted model, not a curated record. Gene Ontology annotation, molecular function: protein serine/threonine kinase activity; protein tyrosine kinase activity; ATP binding. NCBI's taxonomy places the organism in Eukaryota, Metazoa, Chordata, Actinopteri, Carangiformes, Carangidae. The transcript is spliced from 18 exons. Gene Ontology annotation, biological process: peptidyl-serine phosphorylation; peptidyl-threonine phosphorylation. Gene Ontology annotation, cellular component: PML body; nucleus; cytoplasm. The coding region runs from base 342 to 4472 and encodes 1376 amino acids.
GCAGCCAGCAGCUAUCUCUGUCGUGGACGAGGCGUAUUAACAUGCAAAAGUUUAGAAACACGGAUCCUCGUCUCGAGUAGACACGAGAGCAACGUUUUAUGAAACCUCGGGCGGCUGUUGAAACCAUGGGUCAUGGCUGGCUUUCGUAAUAUCUAGUUGUUCGUGUUAUUUGGAGCCUCAAAUGUGCGAAAAGUCGCUCGGUCUCUCCUCGUCGUUGAACAAGAUGGCAGCAGCAGCAGCAGCAGCGGCAUCGUUGCAGGAAUUGACUGUGGUGCGGGUCCUCGUUGCUAGCCUGUUCCUUGACGCUCUGGGUGAUAUGAAUUACUGGUGUUACUGAAGGUAUGGCCUCACAAGUCUUGGUCUACCCAUCACACCUGCACUCAGCGCAAACAAGUGCCUUAGGAACCAGCAGAAGUGGUACCAGCAGACACACAGGUGAAGCUCACCGCAGUAAUAACACCAGCAGAGCCUUUCAGCACCGACCUCCUCCCAAGACCUACGUGAUCGGAGUCAACUACGGAAUUGCUUACCCCAACAACGUUAUCCCAUCCUCAGCUGGUGCUGAUUCAGGAAGAAAGCACAGGGCAGUGCAACUGGAAGAAAGGGAGGAGUGGGCAUUGCAGACGGCCGUAUCACAAAGAGAGGAGAGGUCUGAGCGACAAAAAGAAGGUCCAGCUGGGAUCCAGGAUCAAGAGGCUCUUUGCCAGAGCAGAGGCCCACAGGAAGGGAGGCCUCGCAGGGACAGUGGUGGAACUCCAUCGGGAGGAGGCUUGGACUGUGGGCUCCUGAGGGGGGCCUGUAUCAGAGCAGAGGAGGAACAGGGCAGAAACAGAAGAGGACAAGCUAGAGGGGGAUACAUUAACCUUCUAGACACAGGUGCCACCCAGAGAUGUGAACAGACAGCAGGUGAAAGUAGAGAACAACCACAGGAGAACAACUGCAUUGGAACCAUGCAGAUAGUGGAGGAGGUCUCUGCUCUCCCUUCACUUCCUCCCCCUGUGGCCAUGUUGCAAACCGGCACCAGGAACAAUGCAGACACUGUCAGAGUAGUGGGCGGAGGAACACUGCCUACUAAACACAGCAUGGUUGAUGGAGUGACAAAUGGGACUGAAACUAAGGAUAAUACUGAGACAGUGGCAGGAGCCACAGUGACCAGAACUGGAUCAGGAGAUGGUGACUAUCAGUUAGUUCAGCACGAGGUUCUGUGCUCUUUAAAGAACAGCUACGAGGUCUUGGAGUUCCUGGGUCGUGGCACCUUUGGUCAGGUGGUGAAGUGCUGGAAGAGAGGAACGAAUGAAGUAGUGGCUGUGAAAAUAUUGAAGAACCAUCCAUCCUAUGCUCGUCAGGGGCAGAUUGAGGUGGAGAUCCUGGCCCGCUUGAGCAGCGAGAAUGCAGAUGAGCACAAUGUGGUGCGUGCUCUGGAGUGCUUUCAGCACCGCAGCCACACCUGCCUGGUGUUUGAGAUGCUGGAGCAAAACCUCUAUGAUUUCCUUAAACAGAACAAGUUCAGCCCACUGCCACUCAAAAUCAUCCGGCCUGUUCUGCAGCAGGUGGCAACAGCCUUAAAGAAGCUAAAGUCUCUUGGUUUGAUCCAUGCUGACCUGAAGCCAGAGAACAUCAUGCUGGUAGACCCCUCCAGGGAACCCUACAGAGUCAAGGUCAUUGACUUUGGCUCAGCCAGUCAUGUCUCCAAGGCUGUGUGCUCCACUUACCUGCAGUCCAGAUACUACAGGGCUCCAGAGAUUAUUUUGGGCCUGCCAUUUUGUGAGGCCAUAGACAUGUGGUCACUGGGCUGCGUGAUAGCUGAGCUCUUCUUGGGUUGGCCUCUCUACCCUGGAGCACUGGAGUAUGACCAGAUCCGGUACAUCUCUCAGACUCAGGGCCUGCCUGCCGAGCAGCUCCUCAACAAGGGGACCAAGACCUCUCGUUUCUUCUCCAAAGAGUCUGACUCUCCCUACGCCUCCUGGAGACUAAAGACGACAGAAGAGCAUGAGAAAGAGACGGGACUUAAAUCCAAAGAGGCCAGAAAGUACAUCUUCAGCUGUCUGGAUGACGUAGCACACGUGAACUUGGUGCUGAGUCCUGAUAACAGUGACAUGCAAGCAGAGAAGGCAGACAGGAGGGAGUUUGUGUCUCUGCUGAAGAGCAUGCUGCUGAUCGAUGCUGAGGACAGGACUGUUCCCUCCAAUGUCCUCAAUCAUCCCUUCCUCACUAUGACUCAUCUGCUGGACUACCCACAUAGUAACCAUGUGCAGUCAUCUUUCCGGAUCAUGGACAUGUGCCACAGCCGGCCCACCAAUGCUGUUUUUGACGCUCUCAACCAGAACACCAUUCAUUUCUCAAGGGCUCCUGUAGCCCCCACUGCCUCCUCUGGCCUCCCGCUGGGUUACAGCAACAUACCAGUCCACACUCAGGCUAUAACCCAGUCAGCUCCCUCAGUGUUGCAUCCAGGAAUAGCUCUAACAACUGGGAACGGUCAGUUUGGGUGCAGUGACUCGUUCCCACCUGCCCUUCUUCUUUGUCCUCCCACCAUGCAAGGUAACCUUAAUCAACCAGCAGGGUAUUCUGUUCCCAUGGUAACUCAGGCGCCUCCCAUACAGCCCCUACCUGUGAGGCCUGGUGUAAUAGCUCAGCAGGCCUGGUCUAGCCGGGGGCAGCAGAUCCUCGUCCCAGCAGCAUGGCAGCAGAUGACUACGGUGGGUCCUCCUCCCUCUCACCCCCCUCCACCACCCCCAUCCUCCCUAACCAGCGACACCACAGCCGGCCCACAAAGGAUCAGUGACUGGGGGAAAGUCCGUUCCCACAGCAACCACUACAGUUCAGUGAUUCAGCAGCCUCUCUUGACUAAUCAGAUGCCAGCCCUCUCUGCCCAUCAGCCAAUCAACAUUGGCAUAGCUCAUGUAGUUUGGCCCCAGCCAGCCAAUAAAAGAAACAGACACAGUCACAACAGGAACCUGUCCCACUCCAGUAACAUCCACGUAUCAGCAUGUCGGUCCCCCAAGAUGGCUGAUAUUGUUGGACAGGCAGUGCAAGGGAGGGAGCAGCCUCAGAGGGAGGUGCCUUUGGAGGAAACCAGGCAACUGGAAGUUCAAAACAUCGAUGAGGAGGAAGAUGAUGCAGAAGAGGAAGUGAGCUGCUUCAGAGAGGUGGUGCCCAAUGGUAAAAGACAGCUGGACCUGUCCAGUCAACAACGAGAUGUGGCAGUACUGAUGGGUGACACACCAAGCCCUGCUCCCAGUGUGAUUAGCAUUCGCAGUGAACUGACUGACGGAGAGGACGAAGACCCUCAGAGGUGCCGUCUGAGCGAUAGGUGUAAAGAAGAGUGUGUGUGUGAGGCGUGCAGAAACACCAGUGUGUCCAUGGAGAGAGUGUGUUCCCUCAGCAGCCCUGACAGCAGCCUCAGCACCAACUCUUUGGCCUCCAACUCUCUUCAGUCCAGCCCCUCUGUCUCACCAUGCAAGAGACCCAACAGCAUGUCUGAGGAUGACGGCCAUGAGAGUGGUUGUGACACAGUGGAAGGUUCCCCUACAUCCGACACGUCAACCUCCCCGCGUGGCAACAGCCACUACCGUUACCUUGACAACAGUAACCACAACGGCUGCCCACCUCUGGCUUCCAUGGUAGCGCCGCUGCCUUCCCCUGCAGUGCAGGGCAGGAGCCCCCGUGGUGUCAGGACAAUGGUCGUUCCACCGAUGAGAGUGCAGAACAACAACAGUCACGGGACCGAGGAGCGUGUCCAGAGAACAGUCUCAGAGUCCUGGUCCCGGUCCAAAGGGCGCUGCAAUCUCGUAGGGCAACAGAACACUCCCUCUUCUGUCUCCCUCCUCCCAUCCGCCCCCCUCCUGUCCCGGCAGCAGAAGGCAACAGGGCAGCACCAGCACUCUCUGGCCUUUGGACAGGUGCAGCCGUACGUUUCAAACCACAGCAACAAAGAGUGGAACGGCAACUAUGGGCCGCUGCGACCGCACGCCUACAUUCCCCCUACUGUCCACACACACACCUUCACACACCUGCCGCACAGCAGCCCCACGCACAAUUCGGCCGCCCCACAUACACACACCCAGGGCCUGCCCACACACACCCUGCUCUCCUACCCUCCCAGCGGCCCCCUCACCACCGCCCACCACCCCCAUCCCAUCUUGCCCUCUCGCCCUCCUCCCCCCCUCCUUCAGCACAGCUACAGUCUCUCCCACCCCCAAGGAGGCACUAUAGUUCAUCAGGUGACCCUGGGCAUCAGCACGCACCCCCAUCACGCUGGACAUCCCGCUCCCCACCCACACAGGCUCCUCCCCUCUCCGACCAUCCACCCACACCACCAGCCUGGCUACCCCCACCACCCCCACCAGUUCAAGCCUCCCUUCCCCCCUCCCCCACCCCCUCCUCACCCCUACAUGGCCUCCCCAGCUGCCUACACAGGCUUCCCUCUGAGCCCCACCAAGCUCAGCCACCACCCCCAGUUCUCUUAUAUCUGAGGAGCAGGACGGGGCCGCAGCAGCACCUUCUUGUGAGGAGGGGCAAUGGAAAAUGGACUGGGGCUGCAACCUGGGCAGGUAGAGCUGGCACCAGAGCACAAAACGGACACUUGUGAUGAUGAAGAUGAGAAAGACAAAAAUAUGGUUAAGGAGAAGGAGGAUGGAUAAGAAUCUGUCAUAGGGGAUUGAGAAAGAAAUGUAAAAGUAACAAUGCUGAAGAUAAUGUUUUAUGGUGUUUUGAGGACAAAGAAAUUAACAGCCUCUGAAAUCCGGAGGUUCACGUCAAAUGUCAAGAGCAACUUCAGAUCUGAAAGACUUCCCGUGAAAUCAUGUCAGCCAAGAGAGGAAACAAUGAUUUAUUAAAACCACAAAGCUUUAUAAGAGAGCAUUACAAGAGUGAAUUAUUUCACAAACGAUGAUGAUAAGGAAAUUUUAAUUAAGAAUGUGUCCUUUGCACAUUACCUCCUGUCAUUUGUUGUUGUGUAGUGUUCAGACAAUAUGAUCUAAUUAGAGGCUGGAAAUCACUUGUUGUCGUUGCUGUCAGAUCGCUCAGCCUCCCCUUCCCUUUAUCUUUGUUGCCUUGUAGCAUGUGCUAGCCGGUCAGAUCUGUUUGUUAAGCCAUCCCAGUCUGUAUUAACCAGGAUCGAAUGCUCCUGUCUUUGUUUCGGGCAGACUUUGCAGCUGCCAUCUCCUAGUGCCUUAAAACCAGAGUCUAUGACGUUACUUCAGGAGCUUAUAGAUUGUAAAUUUAAAUGGGCCUUUAGCACUUAACCUUCAGACUCUGAUAACAAUGGGCUUAUUGGAUAAAUAUGAGGAUAAUGCUUGUGGUAAUGUUUUCAUAUUGGCAAAUGUUGAACUUCAGUUUGCUUUCUAACUCAGAGUAUGGAUUUACUUUAGCUAGAGGCUGCACAUUUAGGGCUUUGACUGAAUGAGCUUUUUAUGUACAUAAAGAGUGAUUUGAUAUUUUGAUAAUCGAUUUCUAUUCACUAUAGUACUUAAUUCAUAACAGUAUUGUCACUGUUUACUGUAACUGCAAUACAAUCUAGAUAGCCUCUGGGUUGCUUAGUUUUUAUUAUUUUGCAUUUAAGUUAGACUUGCAGUAAUGCAUUUUAUGUUUUAGAUUUUGGGAGUGGCAUAGAAUAAGAAAAAUAAGAUUGUUUUGUGUUUUUAUUUUUAAAUGCUUGUCAGUGUUUGAAAUAACCUAUCAGCUUACAGUAUCAUUGCUGGGCUAUUGAGUGUUAGAGGUGUAUUGGUAAUUGUUUUAAAUAUUUGUGUGAGACGAACCUUUUGUCCAUGUAUUGAAGCCUGUUGUCAGUUUUGAUACAUUCCUUCAGGGUGGAUGCAUAGCCUUGAUUAUUUUUUGGGUUUUGUGUUUUUGAUUUCCGGUGUGUAGUAGAGCUGCGUCUUUACCUGUCGUCAUAUCAAGCGGUAUUUUACUCCAAUCAGCACCAAAGACUGUUCAUUAAUCAUUUCUGAAGCAUGGUCGCUACUAUUUCUCCUUUCACCUCCAGCAUACUGUUGCAGUUAUCAACAUUGGAAUAUAUUGUGAGAUCUCUAUUUUAAAAAUGAGGUUGAGGUUUUAUUUUUCUGAGCUAUGUUUGGCAAAUUGUAUUUGGAAUGUAUAGAUAAUAAGCUGCUAUGUACUGAUUAUCUGCCACUUCGUAGCUGUGAAUUUAGAGGAUUAAUCUCAUUCUAGCCUGCAUUCUCUCUUUUGUAUUAUAGUUCUGACGACUAGAUACAAUAGAAGUGGGUUUUAUUUUUGAUCAUAGAGUGUAUUGAAUGCUAUUCCUAUAUGCUAGUGCCUCUGUAUAUUGGCUUUGUUGUUUUGAAGUGAUUGUAAACUGCUGUAAUGGAAGUUAUGAGUUUUAUUUUUUUUUAUUCUGUUGCUUUUUGGUGUGUGUGCGUGUGUGUGUGUGUUUUUUUGUGCGUGUGUAUUUAGCAUCAGUAUUUCAAAUGUAGGCUGGGUUCACUCUUGGAUUCUGUAACCGGUGUGUUGAUGUAUUUUUGUUUUUCUAGUUUUUCUUCUGAUGACAUUUUAUUUCCGUUCUUGGACUGUAUUUGCAACUCUUCGUACUGUACAACUAGUGCCUUUCUUCAAACAAGUGGCUGACAGAUGACGUCUUGCAUUGAUAUCAAAGCAGUCGGAAAUUUGUUGACUAAUUCCUUCUAAGGGGAUCAGCUCCUAUUUUCACAUCACAAAACCCCAAAGUUGUUUGUUUGACUAAGUUGAGUUCUGAAAACAAUCUCUUUUUUUUUUUUUUCUUACAGAAUCCUAAGAAAGUACAAGUCAGGGAAUGUUUUAUUGUGCUCACCAAGAACACCGUGCAGUACUCAAAAACAUAGGGCCUGAAUAUACACAAAUGCAGAGCUUUAUUCUCACACCGUGAAUGUAUUUGUGGAACUCAAGACAUCUGUUUUUGGUUUGCAUUUCUGAUGGCUAUACAGCAUUUUCUCUCCUGUUGUGUUUGGGAUGUUGAUAGUUCCUGUAUGCAGCUAUUACCAUUGGUAGAUAUCACCAUGUGUUUCAGUCAGGGGUUGUUUCAAAAUGCUUUAUUCAUCAAUCAUAUUCAAGGUUUAGGUCCAAAGUUGUCCCAUCCUAAUCUACUCAUUGUACUACAUUGUUAUGGUUUUGCUAUGUUAAAUAAUGGGUUUAUUUUGUCUGUUUGUCUAAAUAUGCUACUGUGUUGACGAUCCUUAAGCAAACGAGAGGAUGCACACUGUUGGGCUUGAAGUGCAGUCUAGGAUCCUAAAUGAUAGGUGCGUGUUGUGGCACAGUAAUCUGUACUUAACUUCAAGGAUUUUUUUCUUAUUUUUUUAACUCUGGUGUGCAGCCUCUCGUCAAUUCCCCAUAUCUCUAUUCUCUCUGUCAGCUCAGCACCUGUGAUGAGAUGAACAUAUGUACCACCUCAGUGAUGCACCACACUGUAAUCCCCUUCUACUUUGGGGUUGAUUGCUUAGGGUAGAUAAUCCCACCUCCCUGCAGCUUUACACUGACGGUUGCAUCAUCAAAGUCACCAGAGGGUCACACAGUCCCAAAUCCAAAGCUCAACAAGCACACGGAGCCCAGCAGCCUUAAGUGACAAAGCAGGCCUAAAGACCCUUCAAGUACUUAAGAAACAUGAGGGGAAACGUAGCUCUCUGUGAUGGAGGGCCUUUAUUAGGCAUUAGAAACCAUUCCCCCUUAACAAAUGUAGAUAAACUAGAAUCCUCUCUGUUUUCUUAUCAGUUUUUCAAAGACUAGUCGGCUGUCAGAGACGAGCAAAUUGGUCCCAGGCCUGCAUUCAUUGGGUCCCCUCAUGUCAAAACUGCUCAAAAACAAACAGACAAAAAAAAAAAAAUCUCACCACGCAUGGGUCAUCUCAUUUGGGUACUGGGCUGAAAAAUAAAUUGUGUGAAAUUUGACUCCUAAGAUACGUUUUGAGUAGAUUUUGUACCACAACUAUCUAAUUAUCAUGUUGGCAUUUAUUGUAUUUAGACACAAAUAUGUAGACAUGAUUGCUAAAUUGAAACUGUUACUGUUCUAAAUAUGUGUAGUUUUGUGUGGCUUUAUGAUUUUUUUUUUCUUUUCUUAAAUGCUACACUAGUUUGACAUGUAGCAACUGCACUGUGCAAUAUAAAACAAUAUGAGGACUGGGAAAAUGAUUAUUGUUUGGAUGUAAUAAUGUGUCUUACCAGUUUGCGGUCAUUUUCUUUUCCCCCCCUCUAGUUCUCAGUGAGUUUCAAUGUGACCAAGCCUUAUGUACUUUGUCACAAAAAGCGGGUCCUUCUUGGUGACUCUUAUUGGUGAGUGUCAAAUUAUGAAUUGAUGGUGUACUAUGUCAAGAUUCACUUUGAAUUAAAAAAAAAAAUCUUUUGCUUCA